Caretta caretta (loggerhead turtle) is the source of this 6320-nucleotide messenger RNA. RefSeq names its product angel homolog 1 (gene ANGEL1). Gene Ontology annotation, molecular function: 3'-5'-RNA exonuclease activity. The record is from RefSeq and is a predicted model, not a curated record. Lineage: Eukaryota; Metazoa; Chordata; Testudines; Cheloniidae.
CAACCCUAGGUGUGAGAUGGGCGGACACCCAAACGGGAUCACACGCAGCACCGCUUCACAACGCAGACUCAUCCACACAGAGGUUGGGAGAGCAGGCGGCCUGGAGCUCCUGGGAAAGUUUACAGGCCUCAUCCCCCCAGCUCUGCUCCCCGCCGCGCUCGGUCUCCGGCCCCAGGACGGACGGGCGGAAUCCAUGCCGGGGGCGCGGGGCAGCGCUGUGCCAAGGCCGGGCCGAGCCGCCGGCGGCUCCCAAUAAAGUUGUUGUCGAGGCGGAGCCGGGCUGGGAGAGGAUCGGGCCGGGCGGCAUGAUCGGCACCGUGCUCUGCUACCUGCUGCUGCCAGCGGCGCGGCUCCUCCGGGCCCUCCGAGAUGCUUUCUUUACGUGUCGAAAGAAUGUGCUUCUGGCGAAGAGCCCGACCACCCAGGUAGGGGGUAUCUCUUCUGUACCCAGCAGGAGGUCAGUCCCAGAAGAGCAGGAAGCCCUGCUGCAGCAGCAGCUGGAGGCGGAAGCUGGUGGGCUACACAGCAGUGAGAGUCCUCUCGUGGUGGCGAAGGUGUCAGACACAGUGCCUAGUGACUGGCUGGAAGGCUCAGAAUUAUUGAUGACCAGCCUUAGCAAUCUGAAUGUGGCUUCAGAGGUCACAUGGUGCAGUGAUCAGCAAGACGAUGAGCUACAUACAUUAAUAUCUCUAGGACCAAAGGAGCAUGCUGCAGUAACAUUGGCAAAAUUACCAGAAGAGGAAAGUGUGGCUAUGGUGGGCAUUGCAGCAUGGCCAGCUGUAAGGACACAGACCGAUCACCAGAUUAGUGGCUGCACCCCUUCAGCCCUGGAAAGGGAGGAUGAAGAUACUGCUGUGCUGGACUGGAGCUUAGUGCAUGACACAGAGAUAGUGCCAGUGGAGGCCACAGCCUGGCCCUUUUAUGACACAGGACAAUUCCAGCCUUUUCCAGCAGAGAGACCUUACCACGAGAUUUUAUGGAGGGACUGGGAGGAUCUCUCUACACGGUUUGCGGUUCCAGAGCUGGGCUCAGAGAAUGGGCCUCUGUUUGAAUUCCGAGUCAUGUCUUACAACAUUCUGGCCCAGGACCUGGUGGAGCAGAGCAGUGAUCUCUACCUGCAUUGCCAACCAGAUAUCCUGGACUGGAGCUAUCGUCUCCCAAACCUCUUGCAGGAAAUCCAGCACUGGGACCCUGAUGUUCUGUGUCUCCAGGAAGUGCAGGAGAAUCACUACUGGGAGCAGCUGGAGCCAACAUUCAGGAUGAUGGGCUUUGUGUGCUUAUACAAACGGAGAACAGGAAAAAAGACAGAUGGCUGCGCAGUUUGCUACAAGCACAGCAGGUUCCAGCUGAUCAGUGCCAACCCUGUAGAAUAUUUCCGGCCUGGCCUGGACAUCCUAAACAGAGACAAUGUGGGUCUGGUGCUGCUGCUGCAACCUCUACUCCCAGAGGAUGUAGGACAGAAGGCAACAAGCCCCCUGUGUGUGGCUAACACUCACGUGCUGUAUAAUCCCCGCCGAGGAGAUAUCAAACUUGCACAGAUGGCCUUGCUCCUAGCAGAGGUUGACAAGGUUGUGAAAACUGUUGAGCGCGGCUACUGUCCUGUCAUCUUGUGUGGAGACCUGAACGCUGUGCCUGACUCUCCAUUGUACAAGUUCAUCCGGAAUGGUCUGCUCUCCUACCAUGGGAUGCCAGCCUGGAAGGUUUCUGGACAGGAAGACUUCUCCCAGCAGCUGCACCAGCGGAAGCUGCAGACCCCACUCUGGCACAGCUGUCUGGGUAUAACGGACAACUGUCAAUAUGUCACUCUUUGCCAGCCAAAGAAAUCAGACAGACGCAAGUACAGCCGGGACUUCCUGCUUCAGUUCCGUUUCUGUGAUGCUGCCUGUGAACGACCUGCACAUCUGAUUCUGCAGAAGGGUGUGACAGAUGUUAAACCAGAUCGUCCUGCACAUUGGCCCAAGCAUCUCACCAUGGUGAAUGAUCCUGAUCCAGAGCUCUUCUUCCCAAGGUUUCCAGGUGUAAUCCGGCAUGGCCUUAAUCUGACCUCUGCCUAUAGCCACUUCUUGCCCCAGAGAGGUCGCCCUGAGGUCACAACCAUGCCCAUGGGCCUUGGAGCUACAGUUGAUUAUAUCUUCUACUCGGCAGAGCCCAUUGAGAAUGGGAACAAAGAGGGUCGCAGGCUAUAUCGAGAUGGAGCCCUGAAGCUGCUUGGCCGCCUCUCCCUGCUCUCCGAAGAUGUCCUGUGGUUGGCAAAUGGCUUACCCAAUCCCUUUUGCUCAUCUGAUCACCUCUGUCUGCUGGCUAGCUUUGGCUUGGAGAUCUCCAGUGCCUGAGAGAGGGGGAUUGUGUGGGUCCCCUCAGACAAACUGGACUGAAUGCAGAAUACAGAAAUUGUGCAUUCAGAGCCUCAGUUGGCUCGCAGGAAACUUCCUUUCCAUUUCCCUCCAUCCUCAAUGUAACCGGAGCAUGAGGGGGCCAGGAAGACUGAGCCCUUCCCUGCAUUGCUACUCCAUGGGACUCCAUUACUGGCUGAUGCCCAGUUAUUCUUUGGCUGCACUCUCUCUUAAAGGGACCCGGGCAAUUAACUUCCUUACCUAUUUGGUCCUGCAACCUCUGGCAGAUGUUCUAGCUGUGAUGUUCUUACACUGCAGGAAUCAACAUGACUUCCGCUUAUUUACUUGUCUCUGUGUGCUGCUCCUCAGUGAUCUGGGAAAGAUCAGGUGCAGUUUUGAGACUCGUGUGGGCUUUUUUUUUUAAGUUGGCUACUUGCUGCCAACACCAGGGGGUGCGCCCAAUCAUCAUCUGCCACACUAAAAUGGUGAUUCUUUUUAAUUUCCUAGCAACAGUGUAUGGAAUGCAUUCCCCUUGGAUUCACCCAAGCAUCUCUUCUGUCAUCUGUAAUUUAAGAUAGGACUGGGCUUGAUGGUGGCUCGGAAAUGGAAUUGAAGUAGCCUUUACCUAGGGAUACCUAAAGAGAGUUUCCAUCAGGUUCACCCAGGUCUGCACCCAGCACACACAUCAGCAGAGUGAGAGUUUUAAGUUUCAAUAACUUUCUGUAGGGAGCUUUCUAUCGUUACGAGACCACUGUACCAAUAAGGUCUGACACAAAGAUCAGUGUGAUAUGGAGGUGCUGGUUCUCCAGAACCAUCAUAGAAAGCCCUGGAAUUGCCACAGCAGAAAUCUGAGAUCCUUGGAAAGGCUCCCUCACUGCCUUCCUGACCAUCUCAGAACAGUUCCUAGUACCUCUCUUGGCACUUAUAAGUGAUAGAGAAGGAUUUGCCAAGGCCUUUCCUACGGGUUUUAUGCAGGGCGAACAGUGGACAGCUCUGGACUGAUAAGAAUGUGAGAGUGAUGAAGGGCUGUGGUCAUAGCUGCUUGCAGAACAAUGCUAAAGAGAGAAGGGGUGCCAAAGGAAGUGGAGGAAUAGCUGCUUCCUCUUCCUUUUAGUAGGUACUUCACUGAUCUGCAAAAUGUCGUAGUCAAGGCUCAGGACAGAUCAGAUGUCCUCCUGGCCAAACAUGUUAUUUUGUGUGCAUAUUAUUGCCCCGUUCUGGAUCUAUCCUGUAAAGGGAGUUGAGCUGAUAGGAGCUGCUCCUCUGUCUGUGAUUUGGAGCCCUAUCGGUUUGGAGCCAAAGCUUCAAUCCUUGGAUCCCCAUUGUAGCCUUAUUGUCAUGUGUGUUGAUGAUAUAUUCACCGGUCAGCAGUGGCUUGUUGCUAGUUCUUUUGGGGUUUUUUUUGGCGCUGGACCCUGCAGGUCAGAUUCCUCAGCAUGACCUGACUGUUGGUGCUCAGUAUUUAUCAAUGAGUUAUGAGAAGAAUGUUAGCAGAAGAGUUCUCCACCCUUAAACUCCACUUCUGGGGCUGAGAAAUCUCCUGACCCUGUCUUAGCCAGGUUUUCAGGGGGGAGGAGGGUGAGAAGCUAGAAAUAACUAUAACUGGAUUGUUUUGAAUAAUGCAUUAGAGAGGUUUCAGUGUUUUAAGUGUUACUUUCUUAAACGUCUUAUUUGAAAAAUAAAAUUUUAUAAUUUCAGAAAAAAUGCACAGUAAAAGUGGCUGCUGGGGCUCCUGAGGGCAGAGCCCUCCUCCCCUUAAAGGCCUGGUUACACUUCAGUUGGUUUUGUGUGGAAGAGGCGUGGGGUAGGGUGUUAGCUGUGCAAAGGUCAUGGCAAGAAGUGGGGAGAGGUUGGGCCUAGCUGAUAAUCUGUAUAAACAUUCAUAUCAAACAGGCCAUGAAAAGCCCCAACCCCUGAUGCCAUUCUGGUAUAGCUCAUUUGGGCUGUUCUAAAACAGCUUCUAAAACUAAAGUGAGCUCAACCCACGAACCUUUCUUCUGAAAGUAGAGGCUAUUGCUGGUUCCUAGAGCCUAUGUCCAGUCUUCAGGUUGUCUCAGCAGCUCAGCCAGACCUUCGUUAUUGGGCUCCCAUGUUAUCUUUACAGUGGGGUAAGAGAAAACUGUAUCUGUAUGUCCUUUUCCUCUCACCCCGUUCUGUUGGGAGUGAUGUCUGCCUACCUGUGGGUGACUGGACCCAUUAUUACCUGAUGUGGGAAGUGGGUGAGUAGGAUUCUAUUGUCCAUUUGUGUGCGUGCUGUCCAAUAAUCUGUUGUGGGGGAGAAGGAUUGUAGGGGCAGAUCCACAAAAGGACUUAAGCAACUGAGUCCCAGCUUUAGGCACCACUGCAGUCCAUAAUGCCCCCGCUCAGCUGCCGCCUAUACUCAGUGCUUAAACUUCCCUUGAAGAAGUUCCCCAGGUGCCUGUUUUUGCCACUGGGCAUGUGAACUGCUGCCUCAUUGUCUCACUCCUAAACUCAGUGCAAUCCACAUUGAGGAAGUGUGUCCUAACCACCGAACUAUGAGAGACUCACAUCAGAAUAACCCAAUCUCUCCGAUUGAAGCCGGUCCACAUUAAUUGAAUAUGAAUUGGGCCAGAGAGAGUGAGAAUCAUUCCAUAGUCCAGAGGCCAUGGCACUUACCUGAGAGGUGGAAGAUCUCUGUUCAGAACCCUUCUCAUAAGACAGAGGUGGGAACUGAACCAGGAUCUGCCACAUCCCAGGUCAGUACCCUGACCACUGCGCUAAAAGUUACAAGGGAGCCUGGGGCUGCCAGUCUUUUCCUCUCCCUUCCCAGCUGUUUUUUGCAGAGUUAGGUACACCCACUUAAUUCAUUCUCACAAGAAACAGCUUACACACCUAAGCUGCCUUACUUCAGGAGAGGGGUUCCCAGCUGUGGAUCACAGGCAGAGCUAGGUGCCUCCCUGUAGCCCAGACUUAGGUGCCAAACUCUGUGAGAGGGGAAGUGCUUAGGACACACCCACCUCAUCAGUAUCUCCCAUUGGCUGACUUAGGCAGCUCCUUGCAGUAGCCUGCUGGCUUUUGUGCUUAGGGGCCUGUCACUCCCUUAUUCAUUAUAUAGGGUGCCUGACUCAGGAUUUGUGGAUCCCAUUGUUGUUCCAGUGAUUUUCUAGGUGCCUAAAAGUUAAGUGUUGCAACAAUCUAAGUCCCUUCGUGAGUCUAGGCCAGGGGUUCUCAAACAGGGUUGUGACUCUGACAGCUGCAACCCCCGGAAGCCUCCAUCCCCAAACGCCACUUCACCUCCAGCAUUUAUAAUAGUGUUUUUAAAAAGUGUUUUUAGUUAUAAGGGGGUCACACUCAGAGGCAUGCUGUGUGAAAGGGGUCACAAAUACAAAUGCUCAAGAGCCACUAGUCUAGGCCAUAGUUGCAUGUUUAUGAAGUACCUCUUCCCCAACUUAUAUUGGUUUUGGGGUGGCAUUGUUUGGUGGGGUAAAUGUAAUUGUGAAAAAGUUCCCAUAGCUGGUUGCUCUAACAAUUGCAUUAAUUGCUGUAAUACUUUUAUUUUAACUUCUUUAUAAUGGGGGUUUCUGUAUUUACAAACAAACAAAUCCAUGUAACCCUUUGCCUGUGAGCUUCUAUUCCUAUGUCUGAUUGGCUCAAGAUUCUAGGUGAGUCUGAGACUGAAAGUGGCCCAUUCUGCACUAACAUACUCACAGGCUGGAAACACACAGAAGGGGAAAAACUGAAAGGUGGUACUUUGGGAGAAACCCACUGGAAAACUUAAGGCAUUCAAAACUAAUGCAACUAAGUGCAAAGUAUUAGGUAAUCACAGCAAAAGCUAAUGUUGCAGAGCUUAACUUCAAAGACACUGGCUUAGAUUCUAAUAGGUAGGUUACACAAGUAUAUAUCUGGAGUUAUUCGAUUGCCUUCAGUGAACUCUGGAAAUCCAGAUUUUAACCAAUGUAACUGAUAUAAGAAUCUGACCAACUAUUUAAGCAGCUUAAUUUUUUUUAAAUAAAAAAGUUACAGUCA